GUGUGAGAGAGAGAGGGAGAGUGCGGGACCUGAAAGCGGGGUGUGUGUGAACUGUGGCCGCUGGCGGGGUCCGGGGGGGGGGGGGGAAGCGGUGGAGCCGCUGGUGAAGGCCAAGCCAUGACUACAGUAGCAGUACAUGUGGACUCCAAAGCUGAGCUCACUACCUUGUUGGAACAAUGGGAAAAAGAACAUGGCAGUGGGCAAGACAUGGUACCUAUCCUUACCAGGAUGUCUGAAUUAAUUGAAAAAGAAACUGAAGAAUAUCGUAAAGGAGAUCCAGACCCAUUUGAUGAUCGACAUCCUGGUCGAGCUGAUCCAGAGUGUAUGCUGGGCCACUUGCUGAGAAUACUCUUCAAGAACGAUGAUUUCAUGAAUGCACUGGUGAAUGCCUAUGUGAUGACGAGCCGAGAGCCCCCUUUAAACACUGCAGCUUGCAGGCUGCUGCUGGACAUCAUGCCAGGCCUGGAAACUGCUGUUGUUUUUCAGGAAAAGGAAGGAAUUGUUGAGAAUCUUUUCAAAUGGGCCCGAGAGGCUGAUCAACCAUUGAGGACAUAUUCUACUGGGUUGUUAGGAGGUGCUAUGGAAAAUCAAGACAUUGCUGCUAACUACAGGGAUGAAAAUUCCCAGCUGGUGGCUAUAGUGCUUCGAAGACUGAGGGAGCUCCAGCUCCAAGAAGUGGCUCUGCGGCAGGACAACAAGCGUCCUAGCCCACGGAAGCUCUUCUCUGAACCCCUUUUGCCUCUGGACGAGGAAGCUGUGGAUAUGGACUAUGGUGAUAUGGCAGUGGAUGUGGUGGAUGGAGAGCAUGAGGAAGCUUCUGGAGACAUGGAGAUCUCCUUUCACCUUGACUCAAGCCACAAGACGAGCAGUAGAGCGAACUCAGCAACCAAACCCGAGGAAGGAGCAUUGAAGAAAAAUAAGUCGGCAAAACAGGGUGACAGAGAGAGCUUUAGGAAAGCCAAACAGAAGCUGGGUUUCUCGUCUUCUGAACCAGACCGUGUGUUUGUUGAGCUGUCUAAUAGCAGCUGGUCAGAAAUGUCCCCCUGGGUGAUUGGCACCAAUUAUACCCUUUACCCUAUGACUCCUGCUAUUGAGCAGCGGCUCAUCCUCCAAUAUUUGACCCCUCUAGGAGAGUAUCAGGAGCUACUUCCCAUAUUUAUGCAGCUUGGAUCACGAGAGUUGAUGAUGUUUUAUAUUGAUCUGAAACAGACUAAUGAUGUCCUGCUUACAUUUGAGGCACUCAAGCACCUAGCGUCUCUCCUGCUGCAUAACAAAUUUGCCACAGAAUUUGUUGCGCAUGGUGGGGUACAGAAAUUACUGGAAAUUCCUCGUCCUUCUAUGGCGGCAACUGGCGUAUCCAUGUGUUUGUAUUACCUGUCCUACAACCAGGAUGCUAUGGAAAGAGUUUGCAUGCAUCCCCACAAUGUUCUCUCCGAUGUUGUGAACUAUACCCUGUGGUUGAUGGAAUGUUCUCACGCAUCGGGAUGCUGCCAUGCUACCAUGUUCUUCUCAAUUUGCUUCUCCUUCCGGGCUGUCUUGGAACUCUUUGACCGGUAUGAUGGUCUUCGUCGUCUGGUGAACUUGAUCAGUACUUUGGAAAUUCUAAAUUUGGAAGAUCAGGGUGCACUUCUAAGUGAUGAUGAAAUAUUCGCUAGCCGCCAAACUGGGAAACAUACCUGCAUGGCCUUGCGCAAGUAUUUUGAGGCUCAUCUGGCCAUUAAAUUGGAACAAGUAAAGCAAUCACUUCAGAGGACUGAGGGUGGUAUUCUUGUUCACCCUCAACCCCCAUACAAGGCUUGUUCCUACACUCAUGAACAGAUUGUGGAAAUGAUGGAGUUUUUGAUAGAAUAUGGCCCGGCACAACUCUAUUGGGAACCAGCUGAAGUCUUCCUCAAACUUUCCUGUGUACAACUCUUGUUGCAGCUUAUUUCUAUUGCCUGCAAUUGGAAGACCUAUUAUGCAAGGAAUGACACCGUGCGCUUUGCUUUGGAUGUCUUGGCUAUUCUCACUGUGGUGCCAAAAAUCCAACUCCAGUUGGCAGAGUCAGUGGAUGUGUUGGAUGAGGCUGGCUCUACCAUCUCCACUGUAGGUAUCAGCAUUAUAUUGGGAGUGGCUGAGGGUGAGUUCUUUAUCCAUGAUGCUGAAAUUCAGAAGUCAGCACUUCAAAUUAUCAUCAAUUGUGUGUGUGGCCCGGAUAACCGAAUAUCCAGUAUUGGCAAGUUUAUCUCCGGAACGCCUCGGAGAAAGCUGCCUCAGACCCCCAAGAGCAGUGAGCAUACCCUGGCCAAGAUGUGGAAUGUGGUCCAGUCCAACAACGGCAUCAAGGUGCUUCUGUCCUUACUGUCCAUCAAGAUGCCCAUCACAGAUGCAGACCAGAUCAGGGCUCUGGCCUGCAAGGCCCUGGUGGGCCUGUCUCGCAGUAGCACGGUACGGCAGAUCAUCAGCAAACUGCCCCUUUUCAGCAGCUGCCAGAUCCAGCAGUUGAUGAAGGAGCCCGUGCUGCAGGACAAACGCAGUGACCAUGUCAAAUUCUGCAAGUAUGCUGCUGAACUCAUAGAGCGGGUGUCAGGAAAGCCUCUUCUCAUUGGCACGGAUGUGUCACUGGCACGGCUACAGAAAGCAGAUGUUGUUGCCCAGUCACGGAUCUCCUUCCCCGAGAAAGAGCUGCUUCUGUUGAUAAGAAACCAUCUUAUUUCUAAAGGGCUUGGAGAGACAGCAACUGUGCUGACGAAAGAGGCUGACCUGCCCAUGACCGCGGCCUCCCAUUCUUCUGCCUUCACCCCAGUAACUGCUACUGCUUCUCCUGUCUCUCUUCCCCGAACCCCUCGCAUUGCUAAUGGCAUUGCAACUCGACUGGGUAGUCAUGCCGCCGUGGGCGCCACUGCCCCUUCCGCCCCCAUUGCCCACCCUCAGCCACGGCCCCCCCAGGGUUCACUCGCUCUGCCUGGCCCGUCUUAUGCAGGCAACUCCCCUUUGAUUGGUAGGAUCAGUUUUAUCAGAGAGAGACCGUCACCUUGCAAUGGGAGGAAAAUCCGUGUGCUGCGGCAGAAGUCGGACCAUGGUGCCUACAGCCAAAGCCCAGCCAUCAAAAAGCAGUUGGAUAGACACCUUCCUUCCCCACCUACGCUGGACAGUAUCAUCACAGAAUAUCUUAGAGAGCAACAUGCUCGCUGCAAGAACCCAGUUGCCACCUGCCCACCUUUCUCUCUUUUUACUCCUCACCAAUGUCCCGAGCCAAAACAGAGGCGGCAAGCGCCAAUAAACUUUACCUCGAGGCUAAACCGCAGGGCAUCAUUUCCAAAAUACGGAGGGGUGGAUGGUGGCUGCUUUGAUAGGCAUCUGAUCUUCAGCAGGUUUCGUCCCAUUUCAGUAUUCCGGGAAGCUAAUGAAGAUGAGAGUGGUUUCACGUGCUGCGCGUUCUCAGCACGGGAGCGGUUCCUGAUGCUGGGGACCUGCACAGGGCAGCUGAAGCUCUACAAUGUGUUCAGCGGACAGGAGGAAGCCAGCUACAACUGCCACAAUUCGGCCAUCACACACCUUGAGCCUUCCAGGGAUGGGUCCUUGCUGCUGACGUCUGCCACAUGGAGCCAGCCGUUGUCCGCACUUUGGGGAAUGAAAUCUGUAUUUGAUAUGAAGCAUUCCUUCACGGAAGAUCACUAUGUUGAGUUCAGUAAGCACUCUCAGGAUCGGGUUAUAGGCACAAAAGGAGACAUUGCCCAUAUUUAUGAUAUUCAGACUGGCAACAAGCUGUUGACUCUGUUUAACCCAGAUCUUGCCAACAACUACAAGAGGAACUGUGCCACCUUUAACCCUACAGAUGAUCUUGUGUUAAAUGAUGGCGUCCUCUGGGAUGUCCGCUCUGCACAGGCCAUCCACAAGUUUGACAAGUUCAACAUGAACAUCAGCGGUGUUUUCCAUCCGAAUGGGCUGGAGGUCAUCAUCAAUACUGAGAUUUGGGACCUUCGAACUUUCCACCUGUUACACACGGUUCCUGCUCUGGAUCAGUGUCGCGUGGUGUUCAACCACACGGGAACAGUGAUGUAUGGAGCUAUGUUGCAGGCAGAUGAUGAAGAUGACUUAAUGGAAGAGAGGAUGAAAAGCCCUUUUGGGUCAUCCUUCCGCACGUUUAACGCAACUGAUUACAAGCCUAUAGCAACCAUUGAUGUGAAGCGGAACAUCUUUGACCUGUGCACAGACACCAAAGACUGCUAUCUAGCCGUCAUCGAGAAUCAAGGCAGCAUGGAUGCUCUAAACAUGGACACGGUAUGCAGACUUUAUGAAGUAGGCAGACAGCGGCUGGCCGAGGAUGAGGACGAAGAAGAGGACCAGGAAGAGGAGGAGCAGGAGGAAGAGGACGAUGAUGAAGAUGAUGAUGACACUGAUGACCUAGAUGAACUCGACACCGACCAGCUGCUGGAGGCAGAGCUGGAGGAGGACGACAACAAUGAGAACCCCGGGGAGGACGGGGACAACGACUUCUCCCCCUCGGACGAGGAGCUGGCCAACCUGCUGGAGGAGGGCGAGGACGGGGAGGACGAGGACUCCGAUGCCGAUGAGGAGGUGGAGCUCAUCCUGGGCGACACUGACAGCUCAGAUAACUCUGAUUUGGAAGAUGACAUCAUCUUAUCUCUGAAUGAGUGAGGUGCUGUCCCCACUUGGAAGCGAUUCUUGGCAGGCGAGAAUGGAGGCAGAUGAAUUCCGAACACCUUCCCUUCCCUCUGUCCCAGGGCCGUUAAGGAACCGCACGUCCGGCAUUCAGAGGACUACGGUUUAGUCUCACCGGAGUCUGAGGUCCUUCUAAAAAUAACAACCACAAAAGACAACAGGGAUUAGGCCCUAUUCUACCCCGCCCCCUUUUCCUGGGAUGGACAUACCUUCCCUUAAGGGAAAAAAAAAAAAACAAACAAAAACCAAGCAAACAUGUCUCUGGGGUUAUUUCACAAUAUAUUUUCUUUGUAUAAUGUUCUUUACUUAAAAGAACAAAUAGUUUUUUAUAAAACUUAAAAAAAAAAAACAAAAAAAAAACAAAACCCCACAAAAAACCCAAACAAACCCCCAGGCAUUUAUAACCGAGGGUAUGAACUUAUAUCCACAGUCUCCUGUCCCUACACUUCUAGAAAAUGAAGUCUAAAGAACAAUCUAGAGGCAUUUUUACAUACGUAUUUAAAUGAAAAGGAAAAUCGUGGUUUCAUAAAUUGAUGAGGAUUAAGAAUAUUUUAUUAUAAAUAUAAUAUAUGAUUUUUUUUAAACCUAUUUUGUUGCCUCAUGCGCUGCCAGGUUCAUUUACCUCUGUGCCAGAAGCGGAGGGAAAGGUGCCGCUUGUUUGCCGAGUAAAUGCCUAAUCUCAUUCCCGCCGUGGCUUGGGCAGCGUUGGUCACUGUGGCUCUUGGUUUCGUGGGGUCGAGCGAACUUAGGAUGCAAGUUCCCUCCCUCUUACUUUCCUUUGUGACUCAGUUUUCCAACAUCUUUCCCCCCACCUCCCUUUCUCCCCAAUGUGGAAAUUACAAAUCAAAGGCCUUUUUUCUUUCAUGUAAAGUGUAUUUAUUUAAAAAAAUACAAAAUAAACAACAAGUCUGUCUUUGUU
Dipodomys spectabilis (banner-tailed kangaroo rat) is the source of this 5584-nucleotide messenger RNA. It is a transcript of the gene Dcaf1, whose product is annotated as DDB1 and CUL4 associated factor 1. The record is from RefSeq and is a predicted model, not a curated record. Gene Ontology annotation, biological process: protein ubiquitination. The transcript has 24 exons. Gene Ontology annotation, molecular function: histone H2AT120 kinase activity; nuclear estrogen receptor binding. The coding region runs from base 118 to 4641 and encodes 1507 amino acids. Gene Ontology annotation, cellular component: nucleus; Cul4-RING E3 ubiquitin ligase complex. NCBI's taxonomy places the organism in Eukaryota, Metazoa, Chordata, Mammalia, Rodentia, Heteromyidae.